This is a messenger RNA of Melampsora larici-populina 98AG31, 252 nucleotides long. RefSeq lists its product as uncharacterized. The annotation marks the transcript as partial. The transcript has a single exon. NCBI's taxonomy places the organism in Eukaryota, Fungi, Basidiomycota, Pucciniomycetes, Pucciniales, Melampsoraceae. The record is from RefSeq and is a predicted model, not a curated record. Gene Ontology annotation, cellular component: membrane.
GGCGUUGGUAUCGCAACGGUAUCGGCCUUUGCAGUGCCCGGGCUUAAUCUCUUGGGCUGGGGUUCAACAGGCGUUGUGGCAAAAUCUUAUGCUGCUCAGAUACAAUCUGGGAUGGGGUGUGUUGCAAAGGGCAGCUUAUUUGCAAAACUACAAUCAGUAGGUGCGACCGGUGGACCAGCCUUCAAGGUUUUCUCAGCCUUUGUUCAAGGAGCGGUAACAAUAGCAGAUACAGUGGGCGAUCACCUUCGAGGU